This is a messenger RNA of Jaculus jaculus (lesser Egyptian jerboa), 2200 nucleotides long. It is a transcript of the gene Nup37, whose product is annotated as nucleoporin 37. Gene Ontology annotation, cellular component: nuclear pore outer ring. The coding region runs from base 100 to 1053 and encodes 317 amino acids. Gene Ontology annotation, molecular function: protein binding. The transcript has 10 exons. NCBI's taxonomy places the organism in Eukaryota, Metazoa, Chordata, Mammalia, Rodentia, Dipodidae. The record is from RefSeq and is a predicted model, not a curated record.
CCCUGGCCGGGCCUCAGCCCUGAGGAACGCGUUCCGGUCGCCUGUGUGCCUUCGUUUCUGGUAGAAGGCUGUUUGAUUCCUACAACUGUUCAAGUUUUGAUGUACAAGAUGAAGCAUGACUCCACAAAAAAUGCUGCCUACACUGUGGAUUGUGAAGAUUAUGUGCAUGUGGUAGAAUUUAAUCCCUUUGAGAGUGGGGAUUCAAGAAAUCUAAUUGCAUAUGGUGGUAGCAAUUAUGUGGUUGUUGGCAUGUGUACAUUUCAGGAGGAAGAAGCAGACAUUGAAGGAAUUCAGUAUAAAACACUACGAACAUUUCACCAUGGAGUCCGAGUUGAUAGCAUCGCUUGGAGCCCAGAGACUAGACUUGAUUCAUUGCCUCCAGUAAUCAAAUUUUGUACUUCAGCAGCUGAUAUGAAGAUUAGAUUAUUUACUUCAGAUCUUCAGGAUAAAAAUGAAUAUAAGGUUUUAGAAGGCCACUCAGAUUUCAUUAACGACGUGGUGUUCCAUCCCAAAGAAGGCCAUGAGAUUGCCAGUGUGAGCGACGAUCAUACAUGCAGGAUUUGGAACUUGGAAGGCAAGCAGACAGCUCAUUUUCUUCUGCAUUCCCCUGGAAUGAGUGUGUGCUGGCAUCCUGAGGAAACUUUCAAGCUGAUGGUUGCAGAGAAGAAUGGAACAAUCCGAUUUUAUGAUCUAAUGGCCCAACAGGCCAUUUUGUCUCUUGAGUCAGAACAGACGCCAUUAAUGUCAGCACACUGGUGCUUAAAAAACACCUUCAAAGUUGGUGCUGUUGCAGGAAAUGACUGGAUAAUUUGGGAUAUCACUCGAUCCAGUUAUCCUCAAGAGACAAGACCUGUCCACAUGGACCGAGCCCACUUAUUCAGGUGGUCUGCAAUUAGUGAAAACCUGUUUGCAACCACUGGUUAUCCUGGAAAAAUGACAAGUCAGUUUCAAAUUCACCAUUUAGGACACUCUCAGGUAUUGUGUCCAGCCCGUGAAAAGUCAUUUCGGUCUGCGCUUGACUCAGGAAUUGUCCAGUGUUCUCCUGAGAGCUGAGCACUAGUGCUCCGGCUGCGCUGUGAACACUCAUCACAUUCUCCACACUGCUCGUCUCUGAGCACUGGGCAGGGCCUUGUGGCUCCUGGCUGCCCUGGGGUCGUUGCACAUCGGUUUCCCAGAGGCGCCCAGGAAACUGCAAAGCAGGAUCCUGAGUGGCUGUGAGCACGACGGGAAGAAACAACCGGGAGACUGUGUCAGAGGACAGCUCAUUUAUUUGUUGGUGGAAUGGGUUUAUAUGCGCUCAUGUGGUAGCGGGAAAAGGGGCGAGUAGCGGGGAUUGGCUGUGUGAAGGCUGCCGGCUAAUACCUCGUUAACAUACAGGUAAAAGGUCACCUGGCCACGGGAAACUGAAACCUAAGUCUUACCAGGAUGUCCCGGUUCCUCAGGCAAAAAGGAGGGAGCGGCCCCACUCCUGCAGGUCUCAAGGCCAAAUUAUUGGGGUCUAGGCCUGCUGCAAUCUCCUGUGGCCUGGGGCGUAUAACUGCCCCACAGUGUCCCUCACCUAGGAUCUGUGGAGCUCUGAGUGAUUGAGGAAUAUUACUUGAUACUUGAUUUUGAGCAACUCAUCUACCCCUCUGAUUGAGAGGUUUCCCUGAUCUUGCCUAACAAGUACAUUAAACUCCCGAGGCUCUGCAGCAGUUCUGGAAUUCUGCCAAGUGUUUUUGACCCAGACCUCUCCUUGCAUCAUUUUGCCUACAGAUGACUAAGAUGUGUUCCAUGUAUAUAUAAUCUUUACAAGGCCAUAGAUCUUUGCUCCCCAUCCUCCUGAGGGUAUAUACCUGACAGAAUGUACUUCAAGGAUUCCUUAAAAUUCAUUCUGCACUAUUAAAUUCUUACUAACAAUGACCUCUUGGAAUCCUAGGUUAACACAGACAUCCCAAAAUCAAGUUUGCUUACCUAUUUCUAGCAGACAUUAAUAUGUCCUGACGUCUGUCGUCUCCUUUGCAAAAAGAUAAUAGGAAGGGGAAACAAGCUGCCAGGAAGCCCUUCUGUACCAUUCAGACAUGUGAGCAUUGGGAAGCCUUAGAAAUCCUGAGGGGGUGGGGGCUGGAGAGAUGGCUUAGUGGUUAAGCGCUUGCCUGUGAAGCCUAAGGACUCUGGUUCAAGGCUCGCUUCCCCGGGACCCACAUUAGCCAGAUGCACA